AUGGGAUGCUUGAGAUACAGUAAAGAUUUAUUGCAAAAAUAUUUAAUAAAAUUGAAGGUAAUAAAAAAUAAUAAAUUAAUUGAUUUUUUUUUAAUUACAUAAAAAAUGACUUCUCAUUUACCUAUUUCAUUAGUCUAGUUAGAUAAAAAUCUUAAGGAAAGUUUAGAUUCCUAUUAAGUAUCUAAAGAAAAAGGCUUAGCGGAUGAUAAUAUUGGACAUUUAAAUUAAAUAACAAUUCAAACUGAAAUAAAUUCAAACGAAGAUUCCAAUUUGAAUUGCAAAUAGCAUCAACAUGACUAAAAAUAAAAAAAAAAUAUAUUAAUUAGUAGCAAAUAUGAAUAAAAUAUUUAAAAAUCAUAUAGGUCUUCUCAAGAUCUAGAUCGUCCUGAUUAAAAAUAAUAAAUAGGAAAUAUAAAUAAAAUUAGAUCUCCUUAUCUUACAAAAAUAUGCUCUUCGCCAAAUUUAGUUUGUCAGAGUGGAAAUUCUUAAUUUGAAAAAACAGAUUUCGUUUGUUUAGAAAUGAAAAAUGUGAAAGAUAAUAGGUUUUGUUAAGACAAUAGAGAAAAUAAAGCAGAGGAAUAAGUAUAUUGCAGAAUAUGUUUAGAUUCUCAAAGUGAUUCAGAAACAGGUUAGCUUUAAAAUGUUUGCAGCUGCAAUGGAUCACUUAAAUAUAUCCAUCAUCAAUGUUUAUGGUAUUAUAUAGAGAAAAAAAUAAAUAACUAAAUUGAGUAAAGUUUUCCUUUACAAGUUCAAUGUGAGCUGUGCAAAGAAUCCUACAGAAUAUAAUUUGAAAUGAUCACUCAAGCAAAUCCUGCAUAAGUUGUCAAACAAAACUUUAUUAGACAAUCUUAGCCCUACUCAUUGUUCUUUAUCUUAAUCUUUGUUCUAUUUAUUAUCUCAGUAAUACUAUUCCAGAGAGCUGUUUAGGAAAGUAAAGUAGAUGUGUCUGUGCUUAUUACUUAUUUUUUCUUUUCAUUUGCAAUGACUAGUGUUGUAGUUAGUAUUUUAUUUAUUAUAUACAUAUUUUAUUGUAGUUACUUUAGUUAAGCUUUAGUAAUAAAGAAGAUAUUUCCUUCUAUUUAAGAAUAUUAGGAAUAUAUUUAAAAGUGCAAAUAGUUGCUUUAAAAAAAUAACAAAAUGAUUGAUUAGUCAAAGUGA
This is a messenger RNA of Tetrahymena thermophila SB210, 1158 nucleotides long. RefSeq names its product FHA domain protein, putative. The transcript has 2 exons. NCBI's taxonomy places the organism in Eukaryota, Ciliophora, Oligohymenophorea, Hymenostomatida, Tetrahymenidae. The record is from RefSeq and is a predicted model, not a curated record. Gene Ontology annotation, molecular function: zinc ion binding.